Messenger RNA from Fonsecaea erecta, 966 nucleotides. RefSeq lists its product as hypothetical. NCBI's taxonomy places the organism in Eukaryota, Fungi, Ascomycota, Eurotiomycetes, Chaetothyriales, Herpotrichiellaceae. The transcript has a single exon. The record is from RefSeq and is a predicted model, not a curated record. The coding region runs from base 1 to 966 and encodes 321 amino acids.
AUGGAAGACUGGCACAACAAGGCGAAUGAAGUGUAUGAUUCACUCCCAGAAAGAUAUCAACAGCCAGUGAACGACCUGCGCCGACGACAGACACAAACGAGUCCAACACCAGCUAUCGACACCGCGGUCCCGACGUUCAUCCCUCCGCCGAACCAAGACAUCACCCCCGCCUUGUUGCAGCAAUCCUUGAGUGUUCAGCCUCAAGACACGGCAAAAGUUAGCUCUAUUGUCCCCUACCUGCGAGACGGCGUCAUCCAGAUCUACUUGCAAUUGGAUGGUCCAGUACCAACCACGCUCAUCGUCAACUGUAGCACUUCCUUACCCUGUGGCACAAUCGGCCUGGUCGAUCCUCAGCCUAACCUUGCCUUGGUUCCUCUGGUCGUGAACCAAGGCCAAGGACAGCCCCAAACGGUGGCUCCUGAUUGUCAAUGCAUCGCUAUGAACAUGUAUGAUCCACACAUCGUCAUCUGGUGGAUCCAGAAACUCAGUGAUGGCAGCGUCUACUCAGUCCUCGGAAACAAUAUUGUCUCAGACAUCGACCAAAUGAAUACGACCCAGAGUACGGCUUUGACCCUGACCGUCGUAUCUCAAGGAGCCGGCAAACGUAGCCUUGACAACAACAUUGCUUAUGUCCAACCCCAAAGACGACAAAUCUGGAGUGUUCAAUGUGACGGGGCCUGCCCUUUCUACCAUAUGAACAUGAUCAAGGGCACCGAUGGGUAUUGCGGCUGCAUGUUCAAAGAUGCAGGCGAAACGCUAGACGCCCGGGCCUUGAUUGAACCAAAUCUGUACAAUGCAAAGAUGACUGUGGAAGCAUGUGCGGCCAUGUCAUGUUUCAACGAUGGUGGUGAUCCAACUCCGGCACUUUUCCAUCCGUUCCAACUGACUUGUUGGUGUGUCACACAACCGUACAUUCAGUCCAACCCAAGCGCGUGGAGUCCUUCGUCGGGAACAACGUCGUCCUAA